AUUGUGCAGCUGGUUCAUUCAGCGCUGUCAGCUCGUCUGAAUGACGGUGCCGCUGCUCCGUUAAAUUACCAUUCAUUCAGCGACUAUGUAGCACUUUACAGUCAAAUUCUCGUGUAAAUAUAUAUUUAUAGGCAUGUUAAACAUUUAAGCGCUCAUACAUUCUGACAUAUAAGAGCAAAACGGGUCACUCUCAAGGCCACGGAUGGAACCGGGGCGGCAGCGUGAGAACCCCCCCGGAUCCGGGGAGCCCGAGUCAGGGGAGUGGAGAGAGGAGACCACCGGGGUGGAUUCUGGAGAGAGGGACGCGACCCUGAAAAACAGAAGCGGGGAUGGAGGGAACGAGGAAAUAAAGAGCAAAACCGAGAAUAAUGAGAUGGUGGAGAAAGAUAAGACAGAGUAUGAUGAGGAAGAGGAGCAAUAUGAGGAAGAAUUGGACCCCAGGAUUCAGGAGGAGCUGGAACACUUGAAUCAGGCCAGUGAUGACAUCAACAGACUGGAACUACAGCUGGAUGAGGCGAGAUCCAGCUACAGGAGGAUUCUUACAGACUCUGCGCGCAAACUCAACGCUCAGGGCUCUCAACUGGGGGCCUGCAUCGAGAAAGCCAGGCCUUACUAUGAAGCACGAAGACUUGCUAAAGAGGCUCAACAGGAGACCCAGAAGGCAGCGCUGAGGUACGAGAGAGCUGUCUCCAUGCACACGGCUGCAAGAGAAAUGGUUUAUGUUGCUGAGCAAGGUUUAUUGGCUGACAGGAAUACGUUGGAUCCUACCUGGCAGGAAAUGCUAAACCAUGCCACAGCCAAGGUGAAUGAGGCAGAGGAGGAACGUUUGAGAAGUGAGAGAGAGCAUCAGCGUGUUACUCAGCUCUGUCAGGAAGCAGAAGCUCGCGUUCAGACCCUGCAGAAAGCUCUCAAGAGGGUCAUUAUCAAGUCCAAGCCAUACUUUGAGCUCAAGGCUCAGUUCAACCACAUCUUAGAGGAGCACAAGUCCAAAGUCGUCCACUUGGAGGAACGCGUGGCAAAAGUGAAGACCCGAUAUUCUGUUGCCCUGCGCAACCUUGAGCAAAUCAGCGAGCAGAUCCAUGCACAAAGGGAGCGUGUCCGUGCUACCAGAGAACGCAACAGAACCCGUGGUGGGCGGAGCUCUCCGGUGGGGGCGGAAUCUGAAGGGCUAAUCCAGGCUGGGGCGUAUGGGGGGGUGGUGGCCAAUCCUUUAAUGGAUAAUGACUGGGCAGAUCAGGAGAAGACCAGGCAGUGGGUUGAAAAACACAGAGAGGCAGGGUGGGGCCAGAGAGAGAGGGCAGAGAAGGCGGGGUCAGACUCCAUGUCAGUCAUCAGCCUGCAAACCAUCGCAUCCGACCUGGAGAAGUUCGACUCGGUGGAGCACCUGGGUGACCUGAGUGACGUUGGAAGUAUAAUAGGAGAAGAUAAAGAGGUAGAGAGUGAAAGAGGAUUUAAGGCUGAAGACAGAAUAGUAGCAAGAGAAGUGGUAAACCUCACGAGACAGGAUAGAGGGGAUGCAGAGAAGGGCGCCACAGGGACUGACAGACAGCAAAGAGACAAAGAAAGGGAGAGUUUUGUGAAGCAACACCAUAGAAGUGUUAGUUUGUGAUAAAACAAGGUGAAAGUGGAGUUGCCUGUUACCCCACCCCAAACCUGGAGGGCUAAACUUGGCCUGAAGGCUUCCAGGAGAAUGUCUCAACUGACUUCAAAUCAUAAAUAAGAUCUUAAACACUCUGUAGAACUGUUAUUUAAAAAAGAAGUGUGUAAUUUCUGCGCCACUGCGUUACCAAAUGGAAUAGAGCGCAACAGUGCCCAUCCAGUUUUUCAGCCGUCUUGGUUCCAGAAGUAUUUCUGCCAUUCAUUUUCUCCAUAGGGAUUUCAGAAAAUUCUUCGUUAAAGAGUUCUAUGUCAUGAACCAAACCGAUCACAACCUUAAAACUUUGAUUUGAAGCAAAAAGAAUUUGAAAAUCAGUACGAGAUGGUGUACUUAACAUCUUUCAUGAGGGAAUAAACUACAGUCCCAUGAAGCAUUGCGAAUUACAUAAUCUGAUUAAAAACAAUAACAAUAUUAAUUUAAAGUUAUUGAUAAUAAAUAUAGAAACAAUGGAUUUUAUUGCAAAUAUUUCUAAAUAUACAAGUAUAUAAGUAGUUUAUGAUGACGUUAUUCACGGAGGUGGUUGGACGCUGUAGACCUGUUUUGCUGUGAUUUGUUUGCUGUGAUUCUCUGAUUGGUGGAUCUAUCUUUAGGAUUAUGGGUAGUGUAGUUGUAGUUCUUCAGCAGGAAUUCCGCUAUUUAACAAAACAUUUUUUUAAAUAAGUUGAAGUUAUGCAGACUGUUUACUUCGAUAGAAGCAUAUACCAUCGGUCAACAACCUUGGAGCUCACAUUAGUUGGUCUUCAAAGGUGUAUUCUGGGAAAUCUAUUCCAUUACAGUUUGUAGUUGCACACACCACGAGCAAAGCUGUCGAAACUUGUGAGAAACGUCUGAAGAGAUGGAGCCAUGGAGGAAAAAAUAAAGAAAAUGAGGAAAGCAGGUUUGCUGUGGAAGAGUUCCCUGGUCUAUCUGGACUGAACCAAACAGCUGAAGUAGACCUAUCUUGUUUCAAGCCAAUUAUUUUUUGCUGCACUUUAUAAAGUGGGCAGGCAGCUUGAUGAAGGAGCCUAUGGACAUGUUCAUGAAGGCCAGUGGAAGUCCUACAGGCAAAAAGUUGCCAAACAAAUAAAUUAAAAUCUAGGACACUGCAUGACAUUGAUAGACAAAUAUGUGCCUGGCUAUCCCAAAACACUUGUUCUGGAUGUGGGUUUACUUAUACUUAUGCAGGUAUGCAUAUGAAUGGUUUGUAGAGCCAGAACAGUACAUCAUUAUUCCAGAGAAUCCUGCACCACGUGAGACCUUGAUGACCCUCUUAAAAACCACAGUGGUCAACUCUUUGAGGGAACUGCAUGCAAGCUGAUGCUCCAGGCAGUACAAGAAGCCAAAUAAUACUGUCUGGAGCAUGCCAUCCACCAUGGGAACAUCCAUUCCUUGGUAAUUCUGAUCAUAACAGACACCUUAAAGCUCAAGGUAAUAGACUUGGCCAAAGGUGGUCUUAUUGAUAUUUCUGGCCAUGAAAUGACAAAGAGUGAACCAGAAUGAAAUAUCACCCUAUAGGCUAUAGGCCUGUGCAGCAGGCCAUUAUGUCAACAAUUAAAGAGCUGGGAUUUAUGUUGUCUUACAUGGUGCAAGGACGUCCAACCCAGGCCACCAUAUCACAAGAAUUGUCAGAUUCUUUAACUUGUUUGUGAUUUCUACUUCAGUGGCCCCUUAACGUUUCGUCUUUCACUGCGCGGCACAACACAUAACAAAAUGCAGGUGUUCCGGGACAUGCUUUUAAAAGUCGAUGUUAUUUAUUUACUUAGACGGUGUGCUGAAAAACAUUUGUGGAUCUGGCGCAACAGUCAAAGACAUCCAUUUAGCGCAAGUUUACAUGGACAAAAAAUGAUUAAGAGGGCAGAAAGACAAAACAACUUAUUCCGUGUGAACGGCUCUUUACAUGUGGAAAGAAAUCAAUUUGAAAAUGAAUGGGAUUUUAACUUCUGGAACAUAACUGUUGCGCUCUGUUGCAAAGAUUUCCAAACAGGUUUCCUCAAUACUCCCCCCAUCUGCCAUUGUUCAAACCGACCCAAACCCAUGCCAUUGUUUGAGACAAUGUUGCUGUGUCAAGCUUGGCAGGAUGUUUUAAUGUCACAGUGCUUACACUUUCAGAAAAUUAAUUUGUUUCUGAAAAUUGAGAUAGGAAAAAAGUAUUCAAUGAACCAGUGAAUUGCCAUUCAAAUUGAUUAGACAAAAUGAGUGAGUGCAAGAUAAGUCAUCAGCAUUUUUGGUUAAUUUUCCUGGCAAAUGUGCUAAAAGUUAAUCUUGUCAACAUUUAGGGGCCUACAAAGAACUUCAAAGCUAACAGACAUGAACUAAAAGACAAAAAAACGUAGAUUUUUGAAAUUACACACAUCUCUUUUAACGCCAUAGUCACGAACAGACCUUCCUUCCGCGCAGUUCAAAUGAGAGAAGAAGCUCCUCCAGGGGUUGUGGAUGGCAAUACGAUUCAGGAACGAUUAUAAUAAAUCUUUUUUUUUUUUUUUAUUUGAAGGGGAAAGAAUAGUAUUAAUACAUUCACACUGAUUGACAUGGCAUUACUGUAACACUGCACUACAGCAUAUGGGGAUCAGAUGCUCUUAGGCUAAUUAAUGAAUAGCAGUGAGGCAAUACAAACAGGAAGGGGGGGCGUGGGGGUGGUAUUCAGAGUCUUCUGGGACUUGUAGUUCUUACGCUCUGAUACUGUCUUUUCUCUUUUACUGUUUCACUAUCAGCUCUAUCAAGAGAGAACAGAAAGAAAAAAGAUUUUACAAUACAAAUAGAGCAGGAAGAAAAAGAAAAACUUGUGAAAACCGAUUGAACAUUGAAGAUAAAACUUAGAGCUGAUUGUAACAACAGUAUCAGGUGCAUUGGCCAUUUCCUCUGUGCUGUACUGCAUGUGAAUUCGGGGGUAUCAUUGUCUCCCUCUGUACAAGUGUAUCUAACUGACAUUCUUUACUCAUAGAAUUAAUUCCAUUGUAUUUGUUCUGAUCUCCAGAUCUCUUUCAGCAAGUAUAGGUAUCUGGAACAUUUUGGUCUGGCUGUAGAUUGGUUCUGUAUCUCUCUGCUUAUUUUGUGCAGCAUAUACUGUAUGAAAUCACAUUUAAACAUGAAAUCAAAAUGGACCCCAUUUACUUUCUUAAUGCACGUUCAUGGUCUAGUUGUGAAUGUUUCAUCAGUGCAUGUUGUUCAAAAGCCACCUGGUUCAUUUCUGGUAUGUAACGGCCACUUUUCACAAUCCAACCAAUUCCCGUUGGAUAAAAUCAAGUGCUGUUGUACUUUUAUUCCUAAAGAAUAUCCUGUUUCACAUUACAAAAAUAUAAGGGGUUUCAAAGGCCAUUUUAUGUUGGCUUUAAUGUCAUUCAUUUGUGACAUUUAUGAAAUUCUUAAGAUGCAGAGUGCUUUUAUUUAUUAUUAUUUUUUGAGAGAGAAACAAGAUGAUUUUAGAUCAGUCCGGGGUAUGUUUUCAUGAGGGUCUUGUCCUUUAACUGAGAAGUGGUUUACAUGUGUACACGUGUGUAAAUCUAGCUGGAUUUUUAAAAGAACAGUUGAGUAAAAAAAGAAAAAAAACAUGCUGAUUGAUGCUCAAAAACCUGGUUUUGCAGAUGUACAUUUUGAAAUUAUGUGUAAUGCUAGCUGUAUGAACAAACCGUGCUGCGGACAGUACAGGAUUGUUUGCAAGUUUACAUUCUACUCUUUUCUUUUUUGUUUUCAUUUUGGAUCUAAAUGUUGUAGCUUUUUUUGUCCACAAACCUUGUAAAUGUAUUCUUCCCCCAGUAUACCCUGUACAGUUCCUUCACCUCAGUAAAUAGAAGAAGCUCUAUAGAGAAAAUUCAGUAUGCUGCUGUCUACUCUCCAUCCUAUAGGUCACAUGAACUCGAUGUAUAUACAAGCUGAUGUAUGAUGAAUACAAAUAAUCCUUACGUGACUGAUAACUUAUUCUGUAAAUGUUAAUUUAUUGCACAGUUAGAGAUAUUAAAACUUGAAUUUAACAACUACACUUUUCAAUGUUUCACUUUCUGUUUUGGGUGUCAUUAUUUAGAGCAUUAG
Messenger RNA from Myxocyprinus asiaticus (Chinese sucker), 5662 nucleotides. It is a transcript of the gene sh3bp5lb, whose product is annotated as SH3-binding domain protein 5-like, b. Gene Ontology annotation, biological process: negative regulation of protein tyrosine kinase activity; intracellular signal transduction. The coding region runs from base 203 to 1609 and encodes 468 amino acids. Lineage: Eukaryota; Metazoa; Chordata; Actinopteri; Cypriniformes; Catostomidae. Gene Ontology annotation, molecular function: protein kinase inhibitor activity. The record is from RefSeq and is a predicted model, not a curated record. The transcript is spliced from 6 exons. Gene Ontology annotation, cellular component: cytoplasm.